Dovyalis caffra is the source of this 402-nucleotide messenger RNA. Lineage: Eukaryota; Viridiplantae; Streptophyta; Magnoliopsida; Malpighiales; Salicaceae. The record is from the annotation of a GenBank genome assembly.
AUGGGUAGCAUUGGUAGUUCCUCACCACCCCAUGUAGUGAUUUUUCCAUACAUGGCUCAAGGCCACACUAUUCCAUUGACAGACUUGUCCAAGGCAUUAGCCCAACGUAGCCUAAAAGUAACCAUCAUUACCACCCCAGCAAAUGCUCCAUUUAUCCUUUCCAAAACCUCUAUCCACCCAACAAUCUCUUUGUCCAUAAUCCCUUUUCCAAAAGUUUCAGAAUUGCCAGAAGGUUGUGAAAAUGUUAACCAUCUUCCUUCUCCAGAUCUCAUUUUACCUUUUUUGCACGCCAUCAAACAACUCCAACAAGCUUUUGAAGAUGUCCUUAAAGAGAUGUGUAAUUCAAGAAAUGGCUGGCAUCGGUUGUGCCCACAACUCCAGCAAGCUUUCAAUCACAUAUGA